AUGAAGGCCAUUUGGUUGGCACUUUGCCUGCCAAGAGUCUUCGUGACGGCAGCCAAGCUGUCGAGGAGCACCGGCGCCAGCAGCGCCAGUGCCAAGCUGCAGCACUCGAGCGAGGAGGCCACCGCCUUUGCGCGGCUUUCAUCCAACAGCGCAGUGUACCUGGCCCUGGGAAGGCACAAAGAUGCAAACGCUUGCCCGGACAAUCAGUUUCCGCCUGUGAACGUUACUGUUCAGGGAGUUGGUUAUCUGGACGAUAUCCUCUCUGGGGACAUUCUGGGCCAGUUGCAGACCAAUCUUGCUGGCCAUCCUGACUGGGAGAUUGGCAAACCCUGGACAUUGAGCAUGGUGGCCGAUUCUGUCGAGCGACAGAUGGACCGCAAAUUCGGCUUUGCAGGUGGAGAAGGCUUCAAUGUGUUCACCGUGAAGAAGGCGAAAGUGGGCCAGAAGAUCACAGUUACAGACAAGGUGAAGACUUUGGCGGGCAACACGCGUUUAGAAUAUCGCGGGCAGAACCCCAUCACCCUCGAGGGUGCCAUCCAUUUGACAGACAUUUGCCUAAGGCCCAUGACUUGCGACGCCUUCUUCCAGCAGCAUAAGAAAGAGUGCUUGGAUGACGACCUCUGGAAGCGGAAGUUGCAUCCCGAGCAGGUCACCGGUCAUACCAGGAGCAUGUGCUGCGAGCAGAUGAAGUGCGCGGAGGAGGCGCCCUGUGCGCCGGCGACGACGUACAGCAAGAGGCCAGACUACGAGACCGCCUUCGGAAGCAAGCCCGACCAGUGCUGCGUCCCCAAGGUUUGCUCCAAAGACAUUUGCGACUCCACUCUUUGGGAGCCCAAACCGGGCAAUGUCUUGGGAAGCACCAAAGAGGAGUGCUGCACCCCUCGAGAUUGCGACGACUACAAGUGCUCCGCCAAGUACGUGAAGAAAUCGAAGAGGCAUGGCCAGGAUGGUUCUCCGCUCUUACUGCAGGGGAGCACUGACAGCGAGUGCUGUGAGCCUAUCUCAUGCAAGCACAUCGACUGCGAGGCCACGGACGAGUGGAAGACCAACGAAAGUGCCAAGGUUGGUGCAAGCUUGGAGGAUUGCUGCAUCCCUCAAUUCUGCAAGCAUCACAGCUGCGAACCUGCGACGAAAUGGGAGCCGAAGCCCAAAGCAAUCCUGGGCAGCAGUAACCCAAGCUGCUGCACGCCCAAGAUGUGCAAGGAGUUCAAGUGCGAUGCCGGCUUCGAGCUCCGGGCUGGCGCCGUGAUUGGAGGGCAGGGCCUCAUGGGAAGCACCCACAACGAGUGCUGCGAGAAGAAGUCUUGCCACGACUGGAAGUGCAGCGACCCGACGAAAUGGGUGCAGCAGGCUGACGAGAGCAGCCUUGGCGUGGAAAGGCAUGGAUGGAGCGACGAGGAGUGCUGCACGCCGUUGAUGUGCAGCACCAUCGACUGCGUGCCAGAGUCGCUUUGGGCCCCGAAAUCGGCAGAAGAGUUGGAGGGCCUCCUGGGCAGCACCAGCAAGCAGUGCUGCAACCCCAAGUGGUGCAAGGACUACACGUGCACGGGAGACAUCUCUGCACAGAAUGUCACCAGCACCAAGUGGUACAAGAAGAUCGAUACGAAUCACUUCAAGUUCCGGGGAAGCACGGACGAGGAGUGCUGCCAUCCCAAGUACUGCAGUGAGUACACAUCAGAGUUCCCCAGCAAGUACAGGCGAAAGCCCGAAGACCUCCAAGGGAAGCCCAGGCUUGGAAGCACGGAAGCCGAGUGCUACGACGAGCUCAAGUGCAGCGACUAUUGCUGUAAGGACAAGGUCUUGCAACUGAAGGAAGACGCAGCACAGCUCUUGGGCAGCACGGACCAGGAGUGCUGUGAGAAGCCAAGCUAG
Molecule: messenger RNA, 1872 nt
Organism: Symbiodinium sp. CCMP2592
Lineage: Eukaryota; Dinophyceae; Suessiales; Symbiodiniaceae
Source: the annotation of a GenBank genome assembly